Molecule: messenger RNA, 750 nt
Organism: Helianthus annuus (common sunflower)
Lineage: Eukaryota; Viridiplantae; Streptophyta; Magnoliopsida; Asterales; Asteraceae
Exons: 2
Coding region: 1-750 (249 amino acids)
Source: RefSeq, a predicted model, not a curated record
AUGAUCCAGCAACAUUUUUGGAUAAAGAUUGGUGAUGGUAUGCAAGCUUCGAUGUGGUUUGAUAAGUGGGAUGUCAUUUGUCCUUUGAGCUCGCUCAUCACUCCGAGAGCCAUUGCUAAUGCAGGGUUCACGCUAUAUACGAAAGUAGCAGAUGUUUAUCGCCAAGGGGAAUGGGGAUGGCCUGAUCAAUGGCUUGCCCGCUACCUGAUCCUUCACAAUAUACAACAUAUUGAUCUUCAUCCUCGGAGUGAUAAGGUGGUUUGGAGAUCUUCGGGUGGGAAGGAGUUGGAUUACAGUGCUUCGAGUGUUUGGGAAGAUAUUCGGGCCGCUCAGAAUGAAGUUCCAUGGUCGUCUAUGGUUUGGUUUCCUCAAGCUAAUGUGCGCCAUUCGUUUUUCAUGUGGCUAUUGGUUUGGAAUGGUGUAAAGGAUAUAGCUGGAUUAAGCUCGGUCGCUAAUUCUUGGGACAUCAUAUAUAAUCAUCUGGUGCAAUUCGCUAGCUCUAAGAAGGCUGUGCAUGUGAUUGGGAAGCUGGUAGUUAGUGCGGCAGGCUAUUUUGUCUGGCAGGAAAGGAACUCACGGUUGUUUACUUCCAAGAAAAGAUGUGUUGCUCGGCUUACAGAAAUUAUCUUAGCAACCGUCAGGAUGAAACUUCAUACGAUGCGGUUUAAAAGAACAAGUCAGGUGGAGAGGAUUUUACAAGAAUGGAGUCUGCCUCGUGGGCUAGUUGUUGAAGACGAUGAUUGUGGUUAA